Terrapene triunguis (Three-toed box turtle) is the source of this 1195-nucleotide messenger RNA. Its product is annotated as collagen alpha-6(VI) chain-like. The transcript is spliced from 5 exons. Gene Ontology annotation, biological process: extracellular matrix organization. The annotation marks the transcript as partial. Gene Ontology annotation, molecular function: extracellular matrix structural constituent conferring tensile strength. The record is from RefSeq and is a predicted model, not a curated record. Lineage: Eukaryota; Metazoa; Chordata; Testudines; Emydidae.
AAUGCAAAAGGAUAGAAAGAUUAGAUGUUGUGUUUGUGAUAGAUGGAUCUGGGAGCAUAAGUCCCGAACAAUACCAGACCAUGAAAAAAUUCAUGAUUGACUUGGUGAAAAAAUCUGAUGUCGCUCCAGAUAGAGUUCAGUUUGGAGCUGUAAAAUAUUCUGAUGAACCAGAAACGUUUUUCUACCUUAAUACGUACACAACAAAAUCCGAGAUUGUUGAGGCUAUCCAGAAUGACGUAACUAAAGGAGGUUCAACGUACACAGCCAAGGCAAUUGGCUAUUCGGAAGCUCUGUUUGCUCAGGAGCAUGGAGGCCGCAAAAGCAAGGGAGUUCCACAGAUUCUUAUAGUGAUAACAGACGGUGACUCCCAAGAUGCACCACAGCUCAAUGACACAGCCAAGAGAUUAAGAGACAAUGGAAUUAUUAUCUAUGCUGUUGGGAUAGAAGGAGCAAAACCUGAUGAGCUUUUGGCCAUGGCUGGAUCAAAAGACAAAUAUUACUAUGUGAAUACAUUUGAAGGACUCAAAAACACAUCUAUAGCUAUAUCAGAAAAAAUAUGUGAUGAUUCAAAACCAGGCCAUAGGAGGGAUCACAGAGAUCUUUGCACCCCAGAGGAGUCACUUGCAUCUUUGCAAAGAGACUGUAAAAUGCUACUCCUACUAGUGAGGAAAUUCAGUUUGUACCAGCUGGAAGCAUAUCUUCCUGACAUUCUAAAAGCCCUCACAUCCCUAAGCAGUCUGAGUUGCAAUGUGGGGACAAAGACACAGAGCAGCGUGGCAGUUUACCUGAACAACACUGUUACACCCAUGUUCCAAUUUCACAGUGAAAAAAUAUGGAACAACCUGAGCAAGAUCCUGAUCGACAAACCAUCUCGUCUCAAUGGCAACCUCCUGGAGUCACUCUGGAAAACGUUUCCAAGCAAAGCUGAUGAUCAAAAUCGAAGGAAGGUUUUACUUGUAUUUUCAGAUGGUUUGGAUGAAGAUGUAGAAGAACUAGAACAAAAGUCAGAAGAACUUAGAAAAAAAGGAUUGGAUGCACUGAUAGCUGUUGUUCUGGAAGGAGCCUCUAAAUUUGAUGAGCUUCAGUACAUUGAGUUUGGAAAAGGAUUUGAAUACAUGACUCAAUUAACUAUUGGCAUGAGAAAUAUCGCCAAAGCACUGUCCAAGUAUGUGGUAAGUCAUUCAGAGAAGCUCCA